Molecule: messenger RNA, 3144 nt
Organism: Hippopotamus amphibius kiboko
Lineage: Eukaryota; Metazoa; Chordata; Mammalia; Artiodactyla; Hippopotamidae
Gene: SMS
Product: spermine synthase
Exons: 10
Coding region: 221-1315 (364 amino acids)
Biological process (GO): spermine biosynthetic process
Molecular function (GO): spermine synthase activity
Source: RefSeq, a predicted model, not a curated record
CCUCGGAGUCCGGGGCUGCGGGCGUCCUCGCUUCCUCCCUCCCGGAGGCGGGCCCGACCCCGCCCCCGCGCCCCGGGUGGCUCCCGGCGGUCCCUCCCACCUCCUACCCUCGGCCUCCCCGGCACGGCGCACUCCCCGCCGGCCGCAGCCUGACACGCCGCGCGGCCCCCCAGUCUCCCCGGCCGCCUCCCCCAGGCAUGGCCCAGGGCCUCGCCUCACUAUGGCAGCAGCACGGCACAGCACCCUCGACUUCAUGCUCGGCGCCAAAGCUGAUGGUGAGACCAUUCUGAAAGGCCUCCAGUCCAUUUUCCAGGAGCAGGGGAUGACAGAGUCGGUGCACACCUGGCAAGACCAUGGCUAUUUAGCGACCUACAUAAACAAAAACGGCAGCUUUGCCAAUUUGAGAAUUUACCCGCAUGGAUUGGUGUUGCUGGACCUUCAGAGUUACGACGGUGAUGCGCAAGGCAAAGAAGUUGACAGUCUUUUGAACAAAGUAGAAGAAAGAAUGAAAGAAUUGAGUCAGGACAGUACUGAGCGGGUGAAGCGAUUACCACCCAUAGUUCGAGGAGGGGCCAUCGACAGAUACUGGCCCACUGCGGAUGGCCGCCUGAUUGAGUACGACAUAGAUGAAGUGGUUUAUGAUGAAGACUCACCUUACCAGAACAUUAAAAUUUUACACUCAAAACAAUUUGGAAAUAUUCUCAUCCUCAGUGGGGAUAUUAAUUUGGCGGAAAGUGAUUUGGCGUAUACCCGGGCCAUCAUGGGCAGCGGCAAAGAAGAUUACACUGGCAAAGAUGUACUGAUUCUAGGAGGCGGAGAUGGGGGCAUAUUAUGUGAAAUAGUCAAACUGAAACCAAAGAUGGUCACUAUGGUAGAGAUUGACCAAAUGGUGAUUGACGGAUGUAAGAAAUACAUGCGGAAAACAUGUGGUGAUGUCUUAGACAAUCUUAAAGGAGACUGCUAUCAGGUUCUAAUAGAAGACUGUAUUCCAGUACUGAAGAGGUACGCCAAAGAAGGGAGAGAGUUUGAUUAUGUGAUUAAUGAUUUGACAGCUGUUCCAAUCUCUACAUCUCCAGAAGAAGAUUCCACAUGGGAGUUUCUCAGACUGAUUCUUGACCUCUCAAUGAAAGUAUUGAAACAGGAUGGGAAAUAUUUUACACAGGGGAACUGCGUCAAUUUGACGGAAGCCCUGUCACUCUAUGAAGAACAGCUGGGGCGCCUGUAUUGUCCUGUGGAAUUCUCGAAGGAGAUCGUCUGUGUCCCUUCAUACUUGGAAUUAUAUCCUUUGACCACAUCAUUGUGUUGCCAAAUCUGAACUCCCAUGUAAAUACCAUGCCCGUUUAACAUUUUAAAGAAACAGAACUCUUUCUGUAGUACGUAUAAGGCCCUGGUUUUCAAACCUGGCUGCACAUUGUAAAACCCUGGGAGCUUUAAAACAAUACAGAUUCCUGGGUCCCACCCUCAGGCGCUGGGGUGUGGCUUGACACAGCUUCCCAGGUGGCACCACUGGUUCUCACAGGCAGUCCCCAGACCUGUGGCAUCACCUGGGAACUAGUUAGACAGGCAAAUUCUCAAGUCCCGCCCCAGCCUGCUGACCAAUCAGAAACACUGGAGGGUUGGGCCCCGUGACCUGCCUUGAGCAGCCUGCCAGGGGAUUGAUGUGCACUUUAAAGCUUCAGAAGCCCCAGUCUAGACGCCAUCCCAGCUGGAGCAGGCUGACUGAAGAAGCUCAUUGUCCUUUUAUGUUAAAAUUAUUCUGCUUUAAUGUUAGUUUCUACACUUCACUUGAUUCUGAUUUGCAGUAGAGAGAUAGAGCUGAAAAUAGUGCUGGCCAUUGCAAAGUUAAUGCUGAUGUUCUCCAUUAGUUCCAAUUAGUCAAGUUAGUCCAGAGAAAUAAGAAAAGAACCCGGAGAAAAGCCAAAUGAAAGCAUUGUCAUUGGAAAUUUAUAGUGCACUUCUUCCUCCUAAAAAUUAGACCAAAGCUUCCUUACUGGAGGUGGCAGGGUCCAGCUUCCUGUGAGAGCAGGUGUCAUUGCUGUCCCGGGAGACCCUGUGACUGCUGCUGGCCUGCUAGCCUGAGCUCUGACCACGACAGCCCCCUGGGCAGGUGGGGCGGCCAGGUUCCUCGUGGCAGGUGGAGAGCUUUGACACCUCUCCCCUCUGAGCAUGUUCGUCAGGGUUCCUCUUCAGAGCAUUUGUUACAGUCAGGUCUUCGCUCAUAUGUUGAAAGACUUUAGAAAGCAGUUGAUAACAUCUGGAAAAAAGGGUUCCACCCUCUGGCUCCCCUGUGGUUCCUCUUCCUCUCCAUCCUUCCACCUUUUCUCCCCUUCUCUUCUUAGCUCCCUCUCCUUCUCCCACCUCCCCCUCUUUCUCUCUUCCUCCCACCCCCACCCCACCUCUCACCUCCCUCUUUCUUUUUUUUAAUUUUUUAAAUUUAUUUAUUAUUUUGGGGGGGUACACCAAGGUCAAUCAUCUGUAUUUAUACACAUAUCCCCGUAUUCCCUCCCUUCCUUGACUCCCCCUCCCUCGAGUCCCCCCCACCCUCCCCGCCCCAGUCCUCUAAGGCAUCUUCCAUCCUCGAGUUGGACUCCCUUUGUUAUUCAACAACUUCCCACUGGCUAUCUAUUUUACAGUUGGUAGUAUAUACAUGUCUAUGCUACUCUCUCGCUUCGUCUCAGCUUCCCCUUCACCCCCCGCCCCCUCCCAAACCUCGAGUUCUCCAGUCCAUUCUCUGCACCUGCGUCCUUGUGCUUGUCACUGAGUUCAUCAGUACCAUUUUUAGAUUCCGUAUAUGUGAGUUAGCAUACAAUAUUUGUCCUUCUCUUUCUGACUUACUUCACUCUGUAUGACAGACUCUGGGUCUGUCCACCUCAUGACAUAUAGCUCCAUCUCAUCUCACCUCCCUCUUUCUUGUCUUUGUCUCUUCCUCCUCCCCACUCUUCCUUCUCAUAUUAAUUCCCUAAAACAUUUUAGACUCCUUGGAAGCAGACGUGUUAACCUUUUCUCUGCUUACCUGCCACCACCCCCACCCCCGACAUCACAGGUGGUGGGCAUCCUGGCUGCUAAGUGUCCUUGUUGAAGAGGCCUUCAUUCUCAUUACCACAGUGCUGUAAGCUCUGAAGCUUCCAUCCAUCUUCCAAUUUG